UAUUUUUUGACAAGAUAAUCCUCGAUUGAGGUUAUACCUUUGAACCGGAUAUUAAAUAAUAUAAUAUCUAUAAUAUUAACGAAAAUUAAACUAUUUUAGUUAAAAAUAAAUAUAUCCUAAAGAAAAUAGUCUAAUCUUUACAGCAAUCAAGUUCUCUACCGUAAUUUAUUUAGGCUGACAAUGCAGACUAUUAAAUGUGUAGUUGUUGGAGAUGGUGCAGUGGGUAAAACUUGUUUGCUUAUCUCGUACACAACCAACAAAUUUCCAUCAGAAUAUGUCCCGACUGUGUUUGACAAUUACGCCGUGACGGUAAUGAUAGGUGGAGAUCCUUACACUCUCGGCCUUUUUGAUACAGCUGGUCAAGAGGAUUAUGAUCGCCUACGGCCAUUAAGUUAUCCGCAAACUGACGUUUUUCUCGUUUGUUUUUCUGUUGUUUCACCGUCAUCGUUUGAAAAUGUCAAAGAAAAAUGGGUUCCUGAAAUAACUCAUCAUUGUCAAAGAACUCCUUUUCUAUUAGUUGGAACACAAGUUGAUUUACGAGAUGACGUUGCGACUAUUGAGAAACUUGCGAAAAAUAAACAAAAGCCAAUAUCUCCAGAGCAAGGAGAAAAAUUAGCAAAAGAAUUGAAGGCAGUCAAAUAUGUCGAGUGCAGUGCUCUUACACAGAAAGGAUUAAAAAAUGUAUUUGAUGAGGCAAUAUUAGCGGCUUUGGAACCACCAAAACCACCAAAAAAGACAAAGUGCUUUAUUCUGUAAAAAAAGCAUAGUCAAAAAUUUGAAGAAUUUUGUGUAAAUUGGAACGCACUAUGAGCCGCUCGAGUGAACGUAACAUUAUCGGACUCGUAAUGCGUUUAUCAUUUUGCAGUAUUGCGAUGAGGUAUCAAAACACUAAAACAUUCCGCAAAGUAAAAAAAAGAGAGCUCCUUAAAUAUCUGGUUUCUUGCAGUCCGGAAAGGAUUCAUUUACAUUCACAGAAUUAUCUAAUUUUUUCUAUAACCCUCUUAUUAAUUGCCUCAACAUAUAAAUUUUAAAAAAUUGUUUUAUUUUUCAAUAACAAUUUUUUAAAAAAUAUUUACAAUCAUUUUUAUUUUAUUUUUUAAAGAAAACGAAAUCUAUCGUUAAAUAUUUUUUUGAAAUGUAUUUAUUAAACAUGCAAGAUAGUAAUUUAUCUUUAAUUUUGUCAUCGAAUUAAUAAUUUGUAUUGUUUUUAGAAUAAUUAUAAUUAAAGAAAAUAAAAUAAUACUAUACGAGA
Messenger RNA from Leptopilina heterotoma, 1252 nucleotides. Its product is annotated as cdc42 homolog. Gene Ontology annotation, molecular function: GTP binding; GTPase activity. Lineage: Eukaryota; Metazoa; Arthropoda; Insecta; Hymenoptera; Figitidae. Gene Ontology annotation, biological process: small GTPase-mediated signal transduction. The transcript has 6 exons. Bases 181 to 756 code for a protein of 191 amino acids. The record is from RefSeq and is a predicted model, not a curated record.